Molecule: messenger RNA, 303 nt
Organism: Yamadazyma tenuis ATCC 10573
Lineage: Eukaryota; Fungi; Ascomycota; Pichiomycetes; Serinales; Debaryomycetaceae
Source: RefSeq, a predicted model, not a curated record
AGGAUAUUACCUUCUCGUUUUUUAUCAUUAGUCAAUUCUUUAACAGUAUCACCCACUUUUAUGGUGAUUCCUUUUCUGUCAGUAGCGACCUGCUCAAGACGACUGAGUUUCAACUUAGAUGCAAUACCCGAUGGUUUAACAUUUAUGAAUCUUCCGUCAGAAGUGAGCACUUGGAAGAGGUCUUUUUCUGUUUUAAGGAUUACUCCCACGGUAGAAGCACUCAACUCAACCAAAUCUUUGAUUUCAUAUUUGCUAUCACUUGACGCUACAGUCAGUGAUGUGUCAGUGGCUUUGAUCAAAUAG